UGUGUACAAGGACGUCAUGAUGGAGAAUCACCAGUCCCUCACAUCACCGGGUGAAGACGGGAUGAGUGACUCCCAUGGAUAUCUCCAUUCUUCACCCUAUCAUGAAGCAGAAGAUAACAAUACCACACAAGCUAAUUCAAAAACUCCUAAUUUACCCUCAGUCCUUCACAGCGGACAUCUAUCCACCAAUACCGCUGGUCACAAGAAAACUUCAUCUAGUCAAUCACUGGUUGUCAAAACAAGAACUAAACAGAAACGUGGAAAAAUAUUUCCAUGUGAGAAACGUAUGAAAAAUAAAUCUAAUCUUUCUUUGCAUGAGAGAAAUUGCAGAGAUAAAAAGCCAUUUUCAUGCUCAGAAUGUGGAAAAUCUUUUGCCAGGAAAUUUAUUCUAGUCGGACAUCAGAGAAUUCACACAGGGGAGAAGCCGUAUGCAUGUUCAGAAUGUGGGAAAUGUUUUAGUCAGAAAUCAUAUCUUGUGAACCAUCUAAGAAUCCAUCUAGGGGAGAGGCCAUUUUCAUGUACAGAAUGCGGCAAAAGUUUUAGUCAAAAAGCAAAUCUUGCGAGCCAUCUAAGAAUCCACCUAGGGGAGAAGCCAUUUUCAUGUACAGAAUGUGGGAAAUGUUUUAGUCGGAAAUCAUCUCUUCUUUAUCAUUGGAGCACUCACAAAAGAGAGAGUCCAUUUCCAUAUUCAGAAUUUGGAACAGAAUUUGCCCAUAACUUAGCUCUUCUUAGUCAUCGGAGAACUCUCAAAAAAGAGAAGCCAUAUUCAUGUUCAGAAUGUGGGAAAUGUUUUACUCAAAAAUCAGAUCUUGAUAGACAUCAGAGAACUCACACAGGGGAAAAACCAUUUUUAUGUCCUGAAUGUGACAAGUGUUUUAGUCGGAAAUCAUCUCUUGUGGAACAUCUAAGAAUUCACACAGGAGAGAAACCAUUUUCAUGCUCAGAAUGUGUCAAAAGUUUUUGUCAAAAAUCUGAUCUUGAUAGACAUCAGAGAACUCACACUGGAGAGAAACCAUUUUUAUGUCCUGAAUGUGGUAAAUGUUUCCGGCAGAAAUCAAAUCUUGGGGAACACCUAAAAAUUCACACAGGGGAGAAGUCAUUUUCCUGUCCUCAAUGUGGGAAGUGUUUUUGUCAGAAAACAAAUCUUGAGGAACAUCUAAGACUUCACACAGGAGAGAAACCAUUUUCAUGUUCAGAAUGUGGGAAAUGUUUUAACCGUCAAUCAAGUUUCAUUCGGCAUCAAAGAACUCACACAGGGGAGAAGCAGUUUUCAUGCUUAGAAUGUGGAACUAGUUUUACCCUUAAAUCAGCUCUGCUUUAUCAUCAGAGAACUCACAAACGAGAGAAGCCAUUUUCAUGCUCAGAAUGUGGGAAAUGUUUUAGUCAAAAAUCAGAUCUUGAUAGACAUCAGAGAACUCACACAAGGGAGAAACCAUUUUUAUGUCCUGAAUGUGGUAAAUGUUUCCGUCAGAUAUCAAAUCUUGAGGAACACCUAAAAAUUCACACAGGGGAGAAGCCAUUUUCCUGUUCUCAAUGUGGGAAGUGUUUUAGUCAGAAAUCAAGUCUUGAGGAACAUCUGAGACUUCACACAGGAGAGAAGCAGUUUUCAUGCUUAGAAUGUGGAACCAGUUUUACUCUUAAAUCAGCUCUGCUUUAUCAUGAGAGAACUCACAAACGAGAGAAGCCAUUUUCAUGCUCAGAAUGUGGGAGAUGUUUUAGUCAAAAGUCAGAUCUUGAUAGACAUAAAAAAACUCACACAGGAGAGAAGCCAUUUUUUUGUCCUGAAUGUAAGAAGUGUUUUAGUCGUAAAUCUUCUCUUGCGGAGCAUCUAAGAAUUCACACAGGGGAGAAGCCGUUUUCAUGCUCAGAAUGUGGGAAGUGUUUUAGCCUGAGAUCAGGUCUUGUUAGACAUGAAGGAUUGCACACAGGAGAGAAACCAUUUUUAUGUUCAGAUUUGUAG
This is a messenger RNA of Bufo bufo (common toad), 1960 nucleotides long. Its product is annotated as gastrula zinc finger protein XlCGF26.1-like. The record is from RefSeq and is a predicted model, not a curated record. Lineage: Eukaryota; Metazoa; Chordata; Amphibia; Anura; Bufonidae. The coding region runs from base 17 to 1960 and encodes 647 amino acids. The transcript is spliced from 2 exons.